UGAGAGAUGUGGGCAAGCAAAUUUUUUUCUCCAAGGAGACCCAUCCUCCCAGCCUCCGGGAAGGAUAGUCCAUGCUGAGGAGCUGACUCCAUCCAUAUCCCGCUUGUUUGGUCUGUCAGCACUACAGACAGCCCACGAUCAGGAGAAUGCCAAGCACUUGAGCCACACGGGACACGCUGUCCCUCUCCUCACAGGGGUCUUGAGUGCCAGAGGGCUCUGCCCACUGGUUUGUUGUCACUUCCAAGAAACUGUUGGCAGGGACAAAUAUUUUAUCAUUUCACAGCAGCAGCGAUUUCCAAGGGUGAAGAUUAGCCUUUCAAGCUGAAAGAGGAGAUAAGAACUCCGGAGGCCUCCUGGAGACCAAGAUUUAUUUCUUCUUCUUUAGAAGAGCCAUGUGGAACAGCAAAGUCUCCUCUGUUCUGAAACUUUAUCUGGAGAUUCACCCAAGUCUGGGCCUUGGUGUUUUCAGGAAAUGAGAGUGAAAAAUUGGCCCAGCUAGAUGUUCCAGCAGUUCCAGUCACCUGCAACGAAUUCAUGAUCACAUGACCCUGGAUAUGGAUGUCGUCCUCUCAGAUUUUGUCCGCUCAACUGGGGCAGAGCCAGGAUUGGCAAGAGACUUGCUUGAAGGGAAAAACUGGGACUUGAAUGCUGCACUGAAUGAUUUUGAGCAGCUGAGGCAGGUUCAUGCUGGGGUCUUGCCCCGUUCCUUCAAUGAAGGUCGCACUUUUAAAUUUGUGGAGAAGGAAAUUGCCCGGAAUAUCCGGCCACAGCUGCAGCGCCAAGAUGACAUAAUUCAAGAGAAACGUUUGUCCCGUGGCAUUUCCCAUGCCAGCUCCACCAUUGUCUCAUUGGCUCGCUCCCAUGUCUCCAGCAAUGGUGGCAGUGGCAGCAGCGAACACCUCUUGGAGAUGCCUGUCUGCACCUUCCAGCUACCCGACUUGAAUGUUUACAGUGAAGAAUUCCGUAACUUCAUUGAGCGGGAUCUCAUCGAGCAAUCAAUGCUGGUGGCACUGGAGCAGGCUGGUCGUCUCAACUGGUGGGCCAAUGUGGACCCGAGCUGUCAAAGGCUGCUUCCCUUGGCAACAACGGGUGAUGGAAAUUGCCUGCUUCAUGCUGCAUCACUAGGCAUGUGGGGUUUCCACGACAGGGAUCUGAUGCUCCGCAAAUGCCUUUACACCCUGAUGGAUAAAGGAGUGGAAAGGGAGGCCCUGAAGCGGCGCUGGAGGUGGCAGCAGACCCAGCAGAACAAAGAGUCUGGCCUAGUUUACACAGAAGAAGAGUGGCAAAAGGAGUGGAAUGAGCUGAUCAAAUUAGCUUCAAGCGAGCCACGUAUGCAUUACAGCACCAACAGCGGGAACUGUGGAGGUGUUGAAGGAUCUGAGGAGCCUGUGUAUGAGAGCCUGGAAGAAUUCCAUGUUUUUGUCCUUUCCCAUGUGCUGAAGAGGCCCAUUGUGGUUGUGGCAGACACUAUGUUGCGAGAUUCUGGAGGAGAAGCAUUUGCUCCUAUACCGUUUGGUGGCAUUUAUUUGCCUUUGGAGGUUGCUGCCAGCAAGUGCCAUCGUUCCCCGCUGGUUCUGGCCUAUGAUCAAGCCCAUUUCUCUGCUCUGGUGUCCAUGGAGCAAAAGGAACCCAUCAAGGAACAAGCUGUGAUCCCACUAACAGACUCUGAACACAAAUUGCUUCCGGUACACUUCGCCGUGGAUCCUGGGAAAGACUGGGAGUGGGAUAAAGAUGACAGCGAUAAUGUCAAAUUGGCAAGUGUGACACUUUCACUGGAAGCCAAGUUGCAUUUGCUGCACAGCUACAUGAAUGUAAAGUGGAUCACUUUGCCUUGUGAAAUGCAGGCACCUCUUGCACAGCCAGAAUCUCCAACUGCUUCUGCAGGAGAUGAGGUCCGAUCAGCUGCAGACUCUGGGGAUUCUGAUAAAGAAUCGGUUUGCAGCAGCUCAGCAAGCAAUAGCGGUAGCAGCAGCAAGACCAGUAGUAAGGAGAAGGAGAAACCAAAGAAGGAGCGGGAAAAGGACAAGGAGAAGAAACGGGCGGACUCAGUAGCCAAUAAGCUCGGAAGUUUUGGCAAAACUCUGGGGAGCAAGCUAAAGAAAAAUAUGGGGGGGCUGAUGCAUAGCCGAACUGUCAAAGGUGGGGCGAGCAAUGGACAAGGGGAGACCUCAGAGAAGAAGAAGAAAGGCUCCAUAAAAAUAAGGAAGGGCAGCAAGGAAGAGGCGUCUUCUGGAGAUUUUUCAGCUCCUCCUGAGAAGUCAUGCUUAGCCAAGGCAUCUACCGAAAAGCAGCCUGAUAAUUGCAAAUACAGUAGUGAUGUCAAGUUGAGUUUGAGCAUCCUCCGAGCUGCCAUGCAAGGGGAGCGCAAGUUCAUCUUUGCUGGUCAGCUGAAGACCAGUCACCGCCACCAGUACCAAGAGGAAAUAAUCCAGCAGUAUCUCUUGGAUGCUGAGGAACGCUACUCUGCAGAGCAGAAACAAAAGGAGACCGAGAAGAAGAUGGUGGCAUCGGGCAAUGGCGGAGCCAUCAAAAAGGCUGACUCAGAAGGCAAUCCUCUCAAAGGAGAAGAGACUCUGCUGAACUCCAUGGACCACCCCAUUCUGUCGCCAUAUAGUCUCCAGAGCUCAGAUCUGGCCACUGUGGGUACUAAAAUACCCAGUUUUCCCACAGGCCACUCAGGAGUCUUCACCAUUCCCCGGCCUUCUAUGAUGAGCAACAUGGAAAGCGCCUAUCCUCCUCCUUACCAAGAUGGCCGAAGGCAAGUUGCCGGAGGCCUCUGUGCUCCUUUCCCCUCUUAUGCCACGCUGCCCAGGCAGUGCGCACAGGGCCGUUCUCACCUGUCCCAGCAGGUGGGACACUUCUGUACUACAGAAAUGGAUAUGCCACCUAGUUACGUGGAGGUGGAUUGUGAUGGCUCUUCCUGUUCAGUUCUGCCCAGCAAUGGAUAUCAAGAAUGCACAGAGCCAGAUGGCAGCUCUCCCAAAGAUGCCCACGGUGACCGGAGCAAAACAUGGCUACUGUACAGUGUACAGCAGACCAAAUGCAAACAGCCCAACUGCAGUUUUUAUGGGCAUCCAGAGACUGGGAAUUUCUGCUCGUGCUGUUACAAAGAGGAGCUGAAACGCAAAGAGCAAGAGAAAGAGACAUUGAUACACCGGUUUUGAAGAAACAAGGAUGUGCAUUUCGUUUUUGGACCCAUGGGAUAUGGGGAAUGCAAUAAUUUUCUCUACCCCUGCCCCUGUUCCCCAUCUCAUUAAGGAGAAGGGUUGGCCAGUUGGGGUUGGUGAGCUGCUCGUGAGAGUGGGGGGACCAGACCCCUUACUUCUUCCGGGAAGUGUGGAGGAAAAUUCCACUAGAGAGCAAGGGCUGCUACAGUGACGUGUUGGAGACAGUUCCCUGGAAGGUGGGGGUAGAAUUCAGGGAGGUUGCAUUUUUGUGCAGGACUAGUUGUUGAAUCAAGCAAAUCCUCUAGACCAAAGCUUUGAAUUCCACGGUUAGAGAAAAAACAAUGACAAAAGCCUCUUCCUAUUUGAUCAUCCAACAUUUUUUUUAUUUUUAUUUCAAAGAGAUUAAAAUUAGCAUCACUCACAUUUUUCUUAAUGUCUGAAACUUGGAGGCUCUUUAUAUUAACAGUUUUAUGUCUUUUUUAUUACUAGUUUUGUCUCUCUGGGUAUUCUGACACUAAACACAGACUGUGUUGGAAAGGAACUAUUCUGAAGAGUGUGUAAAGUUCAGUCACCUCCUUGUUCUUCUGAUGCUGCCUCCUUCCAAAUCCACCCACCCUUUCCCACAAUUGUCAGUUCUUCUGAGCAUGCCUGUUCCAGCUAGUGUUAGCUUCUUUAGAUGAGUUGGGCUUCAGAGAUUAUUUUUUAAAAAUAUAUAUAUUUUAAAACUCUUUGUCAGGAGCUGAAUGCGAUAGGUGGGAAGGUCAAGCCACAAUACUGUGUGUGUGUGUGUGUGUGGAGAGAGGGAAAGUUUUUACUGUGAAAAAAAUGAAGCUGUUCUUGAUGGAAUCAAACCCAGUGGAGUAGAAUUUUGGAGACCAGGAGUGAAAUCGGUGGGGUUUUAUUAAGAAUAAACCACUGCUUUUGAAAAUGGAAAGAUGAAAGAUGGUAACCAGGCAUCGCAACAAGAAUCCUUUGCUGUCUGAUUUGCUGCAGCUACUUUUAAAAGCAUCAGAAGAUACAUCUAUAUAACAUUUUCUUAUCUGCAGAGAGCGACCUUCCUUCCUUUUCCCCCAGACUACCUCUGUUCUGAAUCAAAAAAAUCUGGCUCUUUUUUCCCUGAGCCUAUACUCUGACCGGAUAAAUACUAAAAACAGGGCUACCUUUUUGUUGGGGAAUAUAAGGCGGAAAAUAUUCUUUGUUCCUUGUGGGGGCUUCUAGUAGAGUACAUUGCCUUCCCGUCACCUCCAGCCUUCAGAAAUACUGGUAUUUUUUGACAGCACCUGGGUAUCCCCACCUUUGGUGCUGCAGCAUUUUUUGCAAAUAUUUUUCCAGCAGAUAGGUAAGGAAAACGGCUGUGAUGGCUGGGAACUCCCUCCUGAUCGGAUACUUCACGCACAACAUGCACAUGCCGCUUGUAUCUUGACCGAAUUUUGAGUGGUGGAUCAGGUUUUUUGACUCCUCUAAGUCUAAAACUAUGCAAUUAUUUCCCAUCCAGAGCUGCUAGGUUGGGACAGAGAAUUGCAAGUGUACUUAAUAUAUAUGUAAAAAAUCCCAACACUCAUGGCUUUCUUUAAUGCUCCGUGCGCUGCCUUAACGUGGACAGUCGCAUAAUGCAAACUGAUGACGGAGUACGGUGGUUUCUUGUGUCUUUCCUACACGACUUUAUUUGGGGAAGGAGCACUAUCAAGAGGAAAGUAGGCGCGUAUGCUGUGUUAGAUUUGUCAGGACCUACUGCGCGGUAUAAAAUGUGAGGUUUGCAGACAAGGGCCCUGAGAGAGACUGGAUUAUACCCACAGCUGAUAGUCCAUCCGCAUCUCUUGCUGAAUAUUGUCAUAGAAGAUUAUAGUUUAGUUGAUUUCAGAGCCCAUAAUUAGGUGAAAUAAAAUUUUUUACCAGGAUGUGCAUAAGGGUGAUAAAAAAAAGGUAAAGAAGGUGAAAUCAGGAGCAAAAGAAAAAUAAAACUAUGUAUUUCUCUUAGUAGAGAACAUAAAUGUUUCUAUUGUGUUCAGAAGUUAUUUCAAUCUUAAAAUUUGAGGGAAGGUGGACAGCUGGGGAUUAUAAUUCACGUUAUCUGGAAAUCCAUCUUUGGGUGUUCAGUUUUGACAUUUCAAGCAAUUUUGGGGUCUUUAAUAGGCUAAAAAAUAAUCUGAGGAAGAGCUUGUUGAGUUGGUUUGUGGCUGUAUACAAUAGCUGAGCUCAAAGUGGCCUUUUUUUUUCUGAUUACACAUUUCUUCAAAAAUUAAUCCUAAAUUUGUUGUAAACCACCCAGAGUCCCCUGACAAAUUUGAUAUAAAUAAAUAAAUAUAUUUUUAUGAGGGCAGCAGCAAGGGUGAUUGCAUCUUUUAUGAUUCUCUGCAUCCCCUUUCAGAGAAGUGCUGGUUGCUUAAGACUUUUAGGUACAGCCAAAACUCCUAUCAAUGACACUGGACUACUUUUUAUUUGAUCACUUUCAACGAAUUGAGUGCCCAUCUCCAAAAGUUGUCUGGAAAUGUGCAUGCUGUCUGGAAGACAGGAUAUAUGCAGAAUCCCCCCUUCCUGUAUCAUUUUCUCCAAGCAGUAAGACCUCUUCGUAGACAUCUAUGUGCUUUCAUUUUGUGCUUUUCCUGACUGGCAACAAUUAACUUUGAGACUGUACCCUGACAGUUUGUUGCUGAUCUCUUUUUAAUUAUAAUGGUAUUAUAAUUAUUAUGGCAAUUGGGUGCAUAGAUUGUAGUAUUUUUGUAAAUCAAGGAAAAGUUAACACUUUAAAAAAGUAUAUUUGAAAAGUAUUUUUCUAUGAACACCAGAAUUUUAAUUCCAAAACCUGUCCGCCUUAGUAACAGUGAAUUCUAAUGACUAAACUCUUGCAUACCAGGUCAAGUCUGAAUCAAUGUAGUUGUUCGCUGACUUUCCCUUUCCCCACCCUCCUUAUAUUUUUCUGAAACUGUAGGCUACUUGUUUCCUUUAUGGUGAAACAACGCCCUCCUUUUUUCAUAAAAACAACAAAUGUUAAAAAGACUAUUUAUUGAAAAGAUAAAAUCUUCCCCUUUUUAUUCAUUGUCUAUGCAGCUAUAAACUGAAUGCAGUGGAAAUAUUUUAUGUUAUCUCUUUUUAAUCUUUAUUUUCUUGAACAGAAAUAUAAGCAGAUGAGUUUCCCAAGCACCUUUUUUAAUUUACUAGAAAUGACACUAAGUAGUUUUUCAUAGAAAGGCAAGUAGGGGGAGAAGAGUACCCAGUACCAAGUUUGUGCUUUUGUGCUCCCUCUGCUGGAGGAAAAGGUUUAUGGCACCCCCGAGAAAUUUUAACAGCUGGUUUAUUCCCACCCACCCUUAGGGGGAUCUAUAUAUACACACACAGGCGCACGCACGUGCCACAGAUUGUGAGGCAAAACAGGUGAGAGGAUCCAUUGUUCACUGAUGUAACUGUGGCUUCUGACAGACAUUUGUGGGACUCUUCAAAUAGUUAAACAUUUUAUUGUUCCAAGUAUUCCCAUGCUCAGCAUAACUUUUUCCUGUUUUUAUGCAGAAUAUUUUGCACAGCAAAAGAAAAGGCCUUAUUGGCCAAUCAUUUUGGCUUCAUUUCCUUUAUGAUUAAUUCUGAUAUGUCUCAAUUUGUCUCAUUUUAUUUUGGCAAAAAUAGAAUGACCUUAAAUAAAAAUGUCCAGGGUAUAACUUUAACCAGCAUGUAGAAUCUCCAUAGAAAGGUUUUUCUGUUAGAGGUUUUUUUCUGCUAGUUGUCCAAGAAGUGACCUGAAUUAAUUCUCCAGUUGUUGACAAUAAAAAUUAUUUUUUAAAAAAACUGUUUAAA
Messenger RNA from Candoia aspera, 6953 nucleotides. It is a transcript of the gene OTUD7B, whose product is annotated as OTU deubiquitinase 7B. The record is from RefSeq and is a predicted model, not a curated record. Gene Ontology annotation, molecular function: K63-linked polyubiquitin modification-dependent protein binding; DNA binding; zinc ion binding. Gene Ontology annotation, biological process: protein K48-linked deubiquitination; protein K11-linked deubiquitination; protein deubiquitination involved in ubiquitin-dependent protein catabolic process. The coding region runs from base 543 to 3164 and encodes 873 amino acids. Gene Ontology annotation, cellular component: cytoplasm; nucleus. The transcript is spliced from 12 exons. NCBI's taxonomy places the organism in Eukaryota, Metazoa, Chordata, Lepidosauria, Squamata, Candoiidae.